Molecule: messenger RNA, 2179 nt
Organism: Poeciliopsis prolifica (blackstripe livebearer)
Lineage: Eukaryota; Metazoa; Chordata; Actinopteri; Cyprinodontiformes; Poeciliidae
Gene: sgca
Product: sarcoglycan, alpha
Exons: 11
Coding region: 337-1536 (399 amino acids)
Cellular component (GO): sarcoglycan complex; membrane
Molecular function (GO): calcium ion binding
Source: RefSeq, a predicted model, not a curated record
AGAGUCUUAUCGCAGGCUUUGAUCUGAACCAUUUCAUUAGUUCUCACUGCUCAGGGUCAUUGAUCUGGUGGAAGGUGAACCUCCACCUCAGUCUAACAUCUUUUGCUGCCUCCUACCAGUUUUUCUUCCACAUGCAAAACAAGCAAAACUGUCAAAAAAAAGUGUGUUGUUUUUCCUUUGUCAAAUAUUCACUAUAGUCCUCAAUUUACAGACAGACGCCAGUCUGGAUGUUGUUAGGUGAGUGAGGCAAAAAUAACUUUGUCAUGAGUUUAACUGAGGCGACCCCCCACUUGCCCUGUCUGCAUUUGGCUCCGUCAGUCAAAGGCCAAAAACAAGAUGGCGGGAUUCAGGAGCUGGCUUUUCAUUUCAGCAGUCUCCGCUGCCACCUUGUGUGGGAUCAGUGCCGAAAUGAAAUUGACCAUUUCUGUGGGGAGGUUGUUUACAUAUGAAGUGAUGAGAGAAAAUUUCCAGAGUGACUUCGAUCAGCACUCGCUAAAACUCUACACCGGGAUUCUCCAUGAUGACCCCAUGAUUUUUAAGUGCAACCGGCAGGGGUUUCCUGACCUCCCUGAGUGGCUCCGCUUCAUCCAAAGGCAUCCCAGUGAAAAUGGCUUCCUGUAUGGCACACCAACGUCUCCGGGAAAAACCUUCAUUGAGAUUUAUGCAAUCAACAAAAACAGCUAUGACACAGCAAGAGACCUUCUCGUCAUCAAGGCUGUUCCAGAGAAGAUGCUGCCCUAUCAAGCGGAGUUCUUCAUCGAGCUGAGGGAGAUUGAGAAGGUGCUGCCCUCUUCUGUUCAAAGUGAAAUAAAGCAGGAUCUGCAGAAGCUGUGGAACAAUGAGGCGCUGGAAAUUGUCAACAUUACCAACGCCCUCGACCGCGGAGGCAGAGUUCCCCUCCCUCUUGCAGGACACUAUGAGGGUGUGUAUGUGAAGGUGGGGUCAAAGAAGUACUUCUCCAGGUGUCUGCAGAGGGUGAUGACGCCAGAAUACCAACGGCAGUGCGCAGCAGGCGACAAAGUGAAGGUACCUGGAGAAUGCCACUUCUGCAAAAUACCCAGUAACUGCAUCACCUGGUGCAAGACGAAGCUGUUUGAUCGAACAAAAAUGGAGCCUGCUCCACCUGCUCCAACAAUGGGCUCUGGAAUAUUAGAGGACGGGGGUUACUUCGACCCUCCAGAGUCUCCCCCGAGCAGAGACUAUUUCCCAGAUUACAUUGUGACUGUGAUUGUGCCCCUGAUCAUUGCCGUCCUUCUGUGUCUGUUGCUGGCCUACAUCAUGUAUGGCAGGCGUGAGGGAGUUGCAAAAAGAAAUGCAAAAACAGACGACAUCCAGCUGUACCAUCAACAAACCAUCCAUGGGAACACAGAGGAGCUGAGAAGCAUGGCCUCCCAACGAGGGGUCCCUCCUCCUCUCUCUACGCUGCCCAUGUUUAACAGCCGCACAGGAGAGAGGGCGUCGCCGCUGCAGUCGGACAGCAUCCCUCUCAUCAUGGCCCAACAGGAUCCCUACUGUGACACACUGUCCAGGAAGUGAUGUCGGUCAGAGAUAAAGCAUCUUUGAAGCUCCGCAAAGUAAUGAACUUUGCUUCAUAUACACGAGUUUUGGAAUGACCUAUUUGCAGCACAAUUAACCUAAAACCAGUUUAUCAUAUUAUUUGCUGUUCAUGAUUUAUGCUUGUGUUUCUUUCUUUUUUUUAGCUUAUUCUAUAUUGUUUUGUCCAUUUCAAGACUUAUUUCUUGACCUUUGAACUUGUUCUUUGUAGUAAUCAAAUUAUUAUGUUCACUAUUACUGUCAAAUGAUCCCAUCCUCUUGAGCGCAUGAAGAAUACCUUUUCAAAUUAAGUGAAUAAAUGAUUAAUGCACACAAAGUUAUUGCUUUGACAUCACGUUGUCCUCUGCAUCUAAGUAUUUGUAUUCAGUCCCCGACAGAAACCUGUCUCAAUAAAAUCCAGUGCAAUAAAUGGUUAAUUUAUAAAAAGUGUUCACAAGUGUUUACAAGAAAUAUCAAGAAUAAAGCUGUGGAGAAAUUUAAAGCAGGGCUAAGUUAUGAAACAAUAUCCUGAGCUUUGCACAUCUCACUGGUUUAAAUCCAUCAUACGUUUGACUGAUAAAGCAAGAUUUUUUUUCAUUACUCUAUAAAACCCAAUAAUGACAAUAAUAAUAAAAAAUAAAACACG